Aspergillus heteromorphus CBS 117.55 is the source of this 1120-nucleotide messenger RNA. RefSeq lists its product as uncharacterized. The record is from RefSeq and is a predicted model, not a curated record. The transcript is spliced from 2 exons. The coding region runs from base 198 to 1037 and encodes 279 amino acids. Lineage: Eukaryota; Fungi; Ascomycota; Eurotiomycetes; Eurotiales; Aspergillaceae.
GGCCCGAGGGCCACGAUGUUCUUUCAUCACUGUACUACCUACCCCCCGGUUCUUGAAGAUCCCACUCUCGUAUAGAGUCCUCUAAACCCGCGUUGUAUCUGUCUCCUAUCAUAUUUACUCACUACCGCUAGCAAGCCUAGCUGCACCCCGUCUCAUGUGUUCACAACCACACCACACGUAGUUGCUCUCACAUCACCAUGCACCGGCCCACGCAGUUACCAUUAUUAUUCUUGUGUCUUACCACCAGCAGCCUGGUUACGGGUGCCCCCAUCAAGAAAAAUGGCAAUCCACAACAGACACCUUCAAUUUCAAUUGUACAUCAUACCAACCUCGAACAUGAAGAUGCACACUCAAAUCCAGAUACAUCAUGGUCAACAUCCAAGCUCGGGAUCGCCGCGCUGAUCAGGAGACUGUCCGAACUCACGAUGCGAGAUUACUUCCUAAAUCUCGCAGUGUUGGUUUGCAUCAUCACUAUCUGUGUGCUUGUAUAUAGCAUCUGCCAAAACACCAUGCACUGUCGACGGUGUCGGGUAGACAGAGCUGCACGGCGCGAAGAGAGACAAGCCCGAAGGGCAUAUGAGGCCGCAGCGCGACGACUCAAAUGGCGACAAUGGUGGCAGGGCAAGAUCUCCUACCCUGAGCCGAAGUCUGAGUUGGUGCCGAUGGCACCGCUAGUGCGGGGUUUGCCGGGAAGGGACCCGGAGGGGUUUGAUGCUGAUUCUGUUGUGAUCUCUGAGCCGGUUAAUAUGCAGACGGAGAUACAGGGGUUCAGGCAUGCCCUGGAGCUUGUUGGAGACUUGGUCCGGAUGCCGGGUCGUGAUUUGGAGGGCGCUGCUGCCCAUCAUGGGGGAGCUAAGGGGGGUGAAGAGACGGGUCUCGUUAAAGUGCGAAGUGCGAUGUCAGAUACGGCGGCGUCGUCGACGGUUGGUUUAGCGACAGUGAUGUCUGCGGGGACUAGCAGUCUGAAGAGUCUGGAUUGCAAGUCGUCGGGGACGUUGGAUACUACGGAUUUGCCUCCCCCUAGCUAUCACUCCUAGGUAAUUAGGGUGUGUAACAUAAUGGUAAUUGGGUGUUGGAUAUAUGAUUAUGGUCAUAAUGGGCGGGUGGGGUGGACUUGGGA